CGCUACCAAGCUUCAUCUUCCGCCGCUAAAAAAGCAACCAAGCCAAAAAUAAUUCAAACAACGAUAGAAUAGCAAGCAACCUAACAAACCACCACCAAGCAAGCUUCCUCUACUUAUAACGCGCGCAGACGCCCCUUCACACCCAAUGGGCCCAAAAAAAACCCGUACCACCACCACCACAACAACCACAACAAAAAAGCGUAAAACACCCCCAUCUAACUCCACAGCGCGAAAGCGUGCCAGGACCUACGAUGCCCGCACCCUCGCGGUCCAGAGCUCCGACGCCGCGCUCUCCAAGACCGGCGAGCUCGAUGUGUCCGCUUUCGUAGCAGCGCGGGAAUUUGAGAUCCGUGCGCUGGAGGCGGGUAUCCGCAAUUCGAAAGCUGCGUUGGCGUCGCGGGCGUUUCAGCAGGUUCCGCGGAACUUGAGGCGGCGGACGGCGAGUCAUAAUGUGAAGAGGGUGCCGAGUCGGUUGAGGGCGAGGGCGAGGAGGGAGAUGAUUGAGGAUAAUACGCCCACUGUCACAGCGCGUCGUCGCAAGCCUACGAAGCUCCUACGCUUACGGUUAGAGACUGCUAGACGCCUGCAGAACCUCAAUGCCCGCUCCAAGGCUAGACGAGCGUUGAAAAAAGCUGCGGUGUCCGCACAAGCUCCCGCCAUUGCGAUGGAGGUGGAGGGGGAUGCUGGUGCAGAGGGCGCGAAAACUAAGCCCCCCCACGACAUCAACAUAGCACCCCGAGUACCCAAAAUUAAGAAAAACAGACUCUCCCACCCCGAAAGACCGCAGUCGAAGUUCAAAAAGCGCCAGCGGUGCAAAACUUGGUUACCCACGCACAUGUUCCAUGCGAAGAGAGCGCACAUGACGAGUCCCAAGGAGCCGCUGUGGCGGUUUGCGGUGCCAUUGAGUCCCACGGAGAAGAGUUAUAGACCUACGCAUCGGGCUAGUGGAGCGAGAGGUGCGGUUGCGUGGGAUAUGAGUUAUAUCUCGACGAUUGGGUUGGAGGGGGUCGAGGGAAGCUUGGAAGGGUUGUUCAGGGCGUUGGGUGUUGGUGGGGAGGAGGCGUGGGGGAAUAAAGGGAGAAAGUGGAGGGCUGGGACGAGGAGUUUGGAAGUUUGGCUGUUUGAGAGGGACGGGGAGGGAGGGGGAGGAGGAGGGAAAAGACCAAUUGCGCCUGUUACGCUCAUUUGGUGUGUGGAGAAGACGGAUGGGGAUGGUAAUAUCGAGAUGGUUGAUGCCGGGAGGAAGGCGAAGAAGCCUAGGCGGAAGAUGUUUUUAAGAGUUCACCCAUCAGCCUUCUUGCAGGUGUGGGAGGAGCUGUUGAAAGCCGCAAAACUGCAAAGCCAGCAGGUUAUGGUUGAGGAUCUUAGAUUUGAUAUUGGAAGUAUUGAGAUUACUGGACCUGGUGCUACGGAGACUUUGCUCGCUGCUCUCCAGCCCAUACCUCUAUCUGACGGGAAGAAAUGGCCCGAGGGCUCACCUGAAGCGACAUGGGCUUCCCUUGCGGGGCUCACGAAUGCAGCAUCGCUUCCGCAGAAUGCUCUCUUGGCUUUCAAUAUAUCCGACCCUCGUCUACGACACCCCCCUCUAACCGUUAAACCCCCCACUUCAGAGUCCUAUCUGAGUGAACUCGCAGUUCUCCUCUCGACAUGGAAUCCUGACUCUACACAACUUAAACCGGACAUAUUUUCCCGCCCCGCACGAUUAACAGCCUCCCGCCUUCUACCUAGCCAAAAGGCCAUUAACCGUCGGAAAUCCCUGGCUAAUCCAGGCGAGUAUCCCUCACCUAAACCCUCAGAUCCGGAUAUCCCUGUUCUAGUCAUCGCAUCACGGCCGAAAUCUAUAUCCAAGGGAGGAAACUCCCAGGGUACCUACACGGUUCUUUUGCCAUGGAAAUGUGUUGUCCCAGUCUGGUAUUCGAUCAUGUACUACCCUCUGUCUUCUGGCGGGAAUCCUCGCUUCGGUGGCCUGCUGGAACAACAGCAACUUGCAUUUGAAUGUGGGGAGCCUUGGUUUCCAGGCGACUACCCAGGGACCAACGCUGGAUGGGCGUGGGAGAUGCGCGAGAGGGAGAUUCGACGGGGGGAAUGGGAGCGUAAACCGAAGCAGAAACGUGUUGCUUACGAUAGUAUUGAUCUGGGAGGGGGGAAGAAGGGGGAGAUCGGACAGGGUUGGUCCUGUGACUGGGAACGACUUGUUCGGCCUAUUACCCCUAAAUCGGAGGAAGUAAAGGCAAAAACUGAGGCUACCGCUACCGUCAGUGAAACGGAGGAGCAAACCCAGGAGGCAGAAAAGCAGGAAACAGGCGUUUGUGACGGAGAGGCGAAAGGUAAACAGCGGAAGCAUAAAUCCACUUCAUCAUCCACCGCUUGUACAUAUGUACAUACCAAACCGCCUCCUCCGCCUCUACACAUCCACCAGCUCCCACACCCUACCGCCUCUACCAUCCUCAGGAUAAAAACAACCAAAAAGCCCACGGCCAAACUCCCCACUCCCUUCCAAUCCCUCCUCACCCACCCCGCCCUCGCCACUGUGAGCCUCACCCUCCUCAACCGCGGCACCCCAACCCCGCGAGCCCGCCUCUACCGUCUCCCAACCACAAACCCCUCCCUACGCAACGAAUGGCUAGCCCUCCUCGGCCCCUCGGCACCAACACCCAGCAGCCAGAAACAAAGCAAGAAACAGAAGCAGAAGCCGCAGGCAGCGGCAGCGCUGGCACAAGACAGCAGCAGACAACUCCCCACCAAUCUCUCCGCCGAUCCUGAGCCGGCAGCCCACCUGCCCAUGCCGGGUGAGGAGGAUUUGAUUGGCUUUGUGACGACGGGGAAUUAUAAUUUAGCGGCGGGGAGGGGGACGGGAGUCGCGUCUAUUUUGGUUGAGAGGGUGGGGGUGUAUGAUGGUUCUGACGUUGAGAAACUAGGCGGCUCUUCUUCUGAGGAGAGUGGUGGUAGUGGUGAUGGUGAUGGGAUUGCGCGAGCUAAGGGGAAUGGGAAGGGUGGUGGUUUUUCCCAGGAGUAUUUGGCUCGGGUGUGUAUUAUCAGGUCUGCGGGGGAGAGGGUUGGGAGAUUAGGUGUGUGGGAGGUUGUGUGAGCUGACUGACCUACAGGAGCUAUGUUUGUAAGGCUGAUUUACUAUGGAAUGAAUUAGGGCAUCUAAAGGAGGCAGCUACUUACUGCUAGAUUGCAAAAUGGGACCACUUACAUACAAAACCUAUUCGGUUCUCACAUGAUGAAUACGGUUUAUAAUUUUCACUCCAUGAAGAGACUGCAAAAGCACACGAAAUAUGUAAUUUUUCUAACCCUCCCUUGCUGAACACGAAACAAAACAUGGAGCGGAAAAAAGCAGCAAUCAAAACAUUAUGUAUGUAUACAUUUGAGAGUGAAAAAAAAAUAACCAUCUUCCCAUCUAUAGAAAAAUGCCCCCACCCGUACCAACAUAAUCACCACCACGGUUAGUUAUCAAUGAUAACUACCAACAUCCAGCCACAAAAUACCACCUACCUACCCAACAAUUUUCUCCACCCACAGCCUCUCCAACCGCCCAACCUCCCUCUUAAACCCCUCAACCUCCCUCCAGCAAUCCAACGGCCUCUUCUCAUUGCCCCUCAAACACCUCACAACUGCAUCCCGCGCCUUCUCCACCCCCUCAUCCAGGUCCCGCACUUUCCGCCUCUCCGCCAACUUGGCGCUCAGCGCCGAGAUCUCCUGCUGCACCUGCGCGCUGCUCAGCUCGUGUAUCGGUGUGCCGUUGGCGGUGGUAGCUGUGGAUUGUGCGGAGGAUUGCGGGGAGAGCUCAGCGGCGGGGCCGGGGCCGGCGAAGGGAACGCGCGGGGCGUCGAGAGACAGAGAGGGUUCCUGGGAGCUGGAGGUUUCGACGGCGGAUUGCUUUUGGGAUGCAGGGGUGGAUUGGUCUGCGAUGCGCUUUUCGAGGUCGGCGAGGGUUUGUGUUUCGCGGGCGCGGAUGCGUUCGAGUUCUGCGGCGAUGCGGUUCUGGAUGUGGAGUUCUAUUGUUUGGGCACGGGAGGAGUCGGUCUAUAGGGUUAUUGCUUUGAAUUAGUAUUGGUUGUCCAGACGUUUGGACUUUUGCAGGUAUUCAGGGAAGCGGAGUGAGAUCUCCCGGGUAGAGGGGGAAAUAGAUUGUUAUCAAAGC
Blastomyces dermatitidis ER-3 is the source of this 4147-nucleotide messenger RNA. RefSeq names its product ribonuclease P/MRP protein subunit POP1. The record is from RefSeq and is a predicted model, not a curated record. Gene Ontology annotation, biological process: tRNA 5'-leader removal. The transcript is spliced from 2 exons. Bases 146 to 3088 code for a protein of 980 amino acids. Gene Ontology annotation, cellular component: nucleolar ribonuclease P complex; ribonuclease MRP complex. NCBI's taxonomy places the organism in Eukaryota, Fungi, Ascomycota, Eurotiomycetes, Onygenales, Ajellomycetaceae.